AAAAAUAUGAUGGAAACAAAGGGUUUGCAGAGGUGGGUACUGAUGUUAGUUUCGGUAUGGGUUUGUGGGGUUGGAUGUUUUGGUUGUUGAGAGCAAGGGAGAAUUGCUCUCUUGCAACUCAAAGCUUCCAUCAACUUCCGACAUGGAACGUCUUUACCAUCUUGGGAGGACACAGUGGAAG
Messenger RNA from Ilex paraguariensis (yerba mate), 181 nucleotides. The record is from the annotation of a GenBank genome assembly. Lineage: Eukaryota; Viridiplantae; Streptophyta; Magnoliopsida; Aquifoliales; Aquifoliaceae.